Messenger RNA from Myotis myotis, 4819 nucleotides. It is a transcript of the gene WDR44, whose product is annotated as WD repeat domain 44. The record is from RefSeq and is a predicted model, not a curated record. NCBI's taxonomy places the organism in Eukaryota, Metazoa, Chordata, Mammalia, Chiroptera, Vespertilionidae. The coding region runs from base 601 to 3273 and encodes 890 amino acids. The transcript has 21 exons. Gene Ontology annotation, molecular function: protein binding.
GUAUUUUGCGGACAACUAGCUCUCACAGCUGCUGUAAUUGCUGCUGCGGGAGAAACCGGAGCGGCUGUAGUCCGCGCGCCCGCCCUCCCCCUUUGCCGAGAGACACCGCCUCUUGCUCUGGUUAUACACCUAUUGCGGGGAGCGGCGGCUGCAACAGUCCUUGGACCCAACGCUGUCUCAUCUCUUCAGACGGCCGCUUUGCCGGUCAUUCCCGCAGCCCCGCUUCUGACGGCGCCCCCCUGCUCCUAACCGGUUCCUCACUUAAGAACGUCCUUUCACUCAUCCUCGCGCGGGACUCACCUCCCACGGUCUUGCCGAGGUGGAGGAAGACGAGGAGACGAGAGUCACCCUCCUAGGCGGCGUCGGCCCCCUCACCCGCGGGUGUGUCCUAUAAAUGGCGUCGGAAAGCGACACCGAAGAAUUCUUUGAUGCCCCAGAAGAUGUGCACCUAGGGGGUGGCUACCCUGUAGGAAAUUGACCUCAGGCUCCCCACUACUGACAGACUGCCAAAGUGCCUUGGAGAAACUUAGUGAAGUUCAUCAUUUGAUUUUCAAUGGAGCAAUUCAAAGCUGCUGAAGAAACUACUAUUAUGUGUGCCCCAUGUAUUCUCUCAACCCUUGUAGUAUUCCUGUGAAGUCUUCAGAAAAGGUUGGAAUUUCAACAUUAGAGGAAACAGAGAACACUGCACACAAAGUUGGAAAUGAGUCCCCUGUACAAGAAUUGAAACAAGAUGUGAUUAUUGAAAGUAUUAUUGAGGAGACUCAGAAAGUACUUCAGCUUGACGAUGACUCUUUGGCUUCCAAAGGAAAAGGACAGUCUGAUCAGGAUACUGCCAGUCCUCUCGUGGCUGGAACAGAUCUUAACAAUAUACCUGGACUUUUAGCCACAGGUCAAGUUCUACAGGAAUAUCCCAAAAGGGCAGAGAGUCAGAAUACAUCUGAAGAAACUGAAUUAGAACCCAAAAAAUGUUUUUCUUCCAAUGACACCUGUGAGAAGCCAGUAGAUGAAACCACUAAGUUAACUGAAAUAAGUUCAACUAAGCAGCUUAAUGUGAUUGAAACUGAAACAGAAGUAUUGAACAAGGAAGCAGUGGAAAUCAAAGCAAGUGAUGUUCUAGAAUCUGCAUCCUCAAGCUCCUCAUCUGCUAAAGAUUUUGCUACUGUGGAAGAAUUGGCUCCUGCCAAACCCCCAAGACAGCUUACCCCAGAACCUGACAUAGUGGCUAGUACAAAAAAGCCUGUCCCAGCACGCCCACCCCCUCCAACUAAUUUCCCACCUCCUAGACCACCACCUCCAUCUCGACCUGCUCCACCACCAAGAAAAAAGAAAAGUGAAUUGGAGUUUGAGGCUCUUAAAACACCCGAUCUGGAUGUUCCCAAAGACAAUAUUACAUCUCAUAUGCUAACUACGAGCAUGGCUUCAGAGAGUACAGUCAAGGAUUCUCAGCCUUCUCUUGAUUUGGCAAGUGCUACCAGUGGAGAUAAAAUAGUUACUGCCCAGGAAAAUGGAAAAGCACCUGAUGGGCAGACAAUAGCAGGUGAAGUGAUGGGCCCUCAGAGACCUAGAUCCAACUCUGGGAGAGAGCUUACUGAUGAGGAAAUUUUAGCCAGUGUAAUGAUUAAGAACCUGGAUACUGGAGAAGAAAUACCUUUGAGUCUUGCAGAAGAGAAACUGCCAACAGGUAUUAAUCCUCUCACUCUACACAUCAUGAGAAGGACUAAGGAAUAUGUAAGUAAUGAUGCCGCACAGUCAGAUGAUGAAGAUAAACUACAGUCUCAUCCAACAGAUACUGAUGGUGGAAGGUUAAAGCAGAAAACGACUCAACUGAAGAAGUUCCUAGGAAAAUCAGUGAAGAGAGCAAAGCACCUUGCUGAGGAAUAUGGUGAACGUGCUGUAAAUAAAGUUAAAAGUGUUAGAGAUGAAGUGUUUCAUACUGAUCAAGAUGAUCCUUCAUCAAGUGAUGAUGAAGGAAUGCCAUACACAAGACCAGUCAAAUUCAAAGCAGCACAUGGUUUCAAAGGACCUUAUGAUUUUGAUCAGAUAAAAGUGGUACAAGAUCUUAGUGGUGAACAUAUGGGAGCUGUUUGGACCAUGAAAUUUUCUCACUGUGGCCGAUUACUUGCCUCAGCUGGACAAGACAAUGUAGUGAGAAUAUGGGCUUUAAAAAAUGCUUUUGACUAUUUCAACAAUAUGCGAAUGAAAUACAAUACUGAAGGACGUGUGUCCCCAUCACCUUCUCAGGAAAGUCUAAAUUCAUCAAAAUCUGAUACAGAUACAGGGGUAUGCAGUGGAACUGAUGAAGACACUGAUGAUAAAAAUGCACCAUUUCGACAACGGCCAUUUUGCAAAUAUAAAGGACAUACUGCUGAUCUCCUUGAUCUUUCAUGGUCUAAAAACUACUUUCUGCUCUCUUCUUCGAUGGAUAAAACAGUCAGGUUAUGGCACAUUUCCAGAAGAGAAUGCCUUUGCUGUUUUCAGCAUAUAGAUUUUGUUACUGCCAUAGCUUUUCAUCCAAGAGAUGACAGGUAUUUUCUGAGUGGUUCAUUGGAUGGAAAGCUCCGCCUUUGGAACAUACCUGACAAAAAAGUGGCUUUGUGGAAUGAAGUAGAUGGUCAAACAAAAUUGAUCACAGCUGCAAAUUUCUGUCAGAAUGGCAAAUAUGCAGUGAUUGGGACAUAUGAUGGCAGGUGCAUUUUCUAUGAUACAGAGCAUUUGAAAUACCACACACAAAUACAUGUACGAUCUACUAGAGGACGCAACAAGGUUGGAAGAAAAAUUACCGGCAUUGAGCCUUUACCAGGAGAAAAUAAGAUACUGGUAACCUCAAAUGACUCCAGAAUCAGACUAUAUGAUCUUAGAGAUUUGUCACUUUCCAUGAAGUAUAAGGGUUAUGUCAACAGCAGCAGCCAGAUCAAAGCAAGUUUCAGCCAUGAUUUUAGUUACCUCGUUAGUGGCUCAGAAGAUAAAUAUGUUUAUAUCUGGAGUACUUACCAUGACCUAAGCAAGUUUACUUCAGUCAGGAGAGAUCGUAAUGACUUUUGGGAAGGUAUUAAAGCACAUAAUGCAGUUGUUACAUCAGCCAUCUUUGCCCCUAACCCAAGUUUGAUGUUGUCUUUGGAUGUGCAAUCUGAAAAGUCAGAAAGUGAAGAUGCUGAAGUUUUAGAUACUAUACCCUCUGGUAUUAUGAAGACAGAUAAUACAGAAGUUCUUCUCUCUGCUGACUUCACUGGAGCAAUCAAAGUAUUUAUUAACAAAAGGAAAAAUGUAUCUUAAUUUGAAAUGCCAUUUAAAUAAAUACAUCAGUAACUUUCUAUAUGUAUCAGAAUUGAAAAAAAUUAUAGUGUUUUAGGCUAACAUCCUUUUUUUAAUUUUUGUGGGAAGAUGUUCAAAUAUAAUAUAUUUUUUGAGAGGCAGUGUUAAUGAUCUAGUAAACCCUGGACUGAUAGACUAGAAAGGAAUGUGGCUAGAAUAACAUUGCCAAAUAUUAGGCUUUACAUUUGUUAUAUUUGUGUUUUUGUUAUAUAAUUGUGAACAUGCACAGGUUUUUGCAUGAAAAUAUAUUAAUAUAUUAAUCCCAUGUGUGUGCCUUUUGGUUACAUGCACUAAAUCUUAACAAAGUUAAAUUAUUUCAAUGACUCUUUUGGCCUCUUACUGGGAAAGGAGUCUUAUUUCUAGCUUAAACAAUUUCUUUUGCACAAAAUUUCAUUUUUAAGAAAAGUGGUAUCUUUUGACUGAGUUAUUGUUUUAAAAAUGUUAUAUAGGUUUUCAGUAGGUCAACAACCAUGUGUAAAUGGUUUUUAUAAAUUUCUCAAUUUGGAGACAAGAUUUUGUUUGUGGUCUAAAUUGUGGACUUAACAAUUCUUUUCUUUGUAUGUAUAUAUAUAUAAUUUUUUUGCCACACUGGAGCACAAUGUUUCUAUGUAAAGAUUUUUUUUCAUUCUUUAUCCAUGAGCACCAGGCUUUGCUCACUUAAAAAAAAUUAAGCCGCAUUAAGGAGUGAGUCUUCUUUUUUACAAUAAUGUAAAAUUGAACUGUUUACAUUUUUUUAAAACAUUGUAGUUUUAAAAACUAAGCUGUUUUGUUUUGUGUUAUUGAACUUGAAAGCCUUUGUAAAUAUUGAUAUAAUGUACCAAGGAAAUAACAUCUAGGGCAAUGGUACCCUGAUCAUGUCAUUGAUGAUUAGCAUAUGUUUCUGAAAAUUAAAUAGUUUAUUAAAAGUUGGUCACCAACACCUGCUAAAAAUGUGACUUUAUUUUCAGAUGACAUUGAUAAUUUGAGAAAUGCAAGACAAAGUCUUGUUUUAUAAUUUUAUUUUUAGCAAGCAGAAGGCCAGAUUUUAAACCCCUAAAUUAUAGUGCAUUAGCUACAUACCUCUGAGAAAAAAAGAAAAUUUAAUUCUGGUUCUAAAAUGAACAUUGCUGAGUUUAUCUGUAUGCUUAAAUGUUUUUACUACAUUUGUUUUCAGUAUGUAAGCAAGAAGCUGGAGAGCCAUGAUCAUAUCCUUGUUAAUCAGCAUGGUCUUGGAGUGGUCUGGAUUUUCUAGUUACAAAUUGAAUAUUGUUUGCCUAGGUUUUACCCCUGUGCUGAUUUCUUCCUCUUAUCAAUGCUGUACUCUCUUUCCCCCUCCUCUCUGUUCUCCUUACUCCCCUGUUCUCAUCUCUGUCUGCUCACUCUUCUGUAUUUUACCCAACAGAUAGAGUAGUAAUGCCAUUGGCUUUCUGACCAGUCUUUUUUUUUUUUUGGUCUCAUGGUCUGGAUUGGUCUAGAGCAGCGGUUCUCAACCUGUGGGUCGCGACCCCUUUGGGGGUCAAACAACUCU